AUGCUCGUUCAAAGGACACGCCCAGCCCUCGGGCGUCUCAUGGCCACCCGCGGCUUUGCUACCCCGGCCGCUCUCCCCACCAAGGACUGCACCUCCAUCACCCCUCCCUACCCCCGCCUCCUCAAGACCCUCGAUGAGGUCCGCGGCGUCCUCGGCAAGGACCACAAGCUCACCCUCGCCGAGAAGAUUCUCUACGCCCACCUCCGCAACCCGGAGGAGUCGCUCGGUGGUGGUGGCAAGAUUCGCGGCGAGCGCUACCUCAAGCUUCGCCCCGACCGCGUCGCCAUGCAGGACGCUUCUGCCCAGAUGGCCCUGCUCCAGUUCAUGACCUGCCGUCUCCCCUCGUGUGCUGUCCCCGCCUCGAUCCACUGUGACCACCUUAUCCAGGCUCAGACUGGUGCCGAGGCUGACCUCCCCCGCUCGAUCGAGCAGAACAAGGAGGUGUUCGACUUCCUCGAGUCGGCCGCUAAAAAGUACGGUAUCGAGUUCUGGGCCCCUGGAUCGGGUAUCAUCCACCAGAUCGUUCUCGAGAACUACGCCGCUCCCGGUCUCCUCAUGCUCGGCACCGACUCGCACACUCCCAACGCUGGCGGUCUCGGCAUGCUGGCCAUUGGUGUCGGUGGUGCCGACGCCGUUGACGCUCUCACCAACACCCCCUGGGAGCUCAAGGCGCCUUUGAUUACCGGUGUCAAGCUCACGGGCCAGCUUGGCGGCUGGGCUACUCCCAAGGACCUCAUCCUCCACCUCGCCGGCAAGCUCACCGUUCGCGGCGGCACUGGCCGUAUCCUCGAGUACUUUGGCCCUGGUGUUGAGGCCCAGUCGUGCACUGGUCUUGCCACCAUUGCCAACAUGGGUGCUGAGGUUGGCGCCACCACCUCGACCUUCCCUUACUCGGACAACAUGCGCCAGUACCUCACGGCCACUGGCCGUGCCCCCGUUGCUGCUGCCGCCGACGCUGCCGCCCAGGCUGGUUUCCUUUCCGCCGACGAGGGUGCCGAGUACGACGAGGUCAUCGAGAUCAACCUCUCCGAGCUUGAGCCUCACCUCAACGGCCCCUUCACCCCCGACCUUGCCACCCCCAUCUCCAAGUUCCCCCAGUUCCUCAAGGAGAACAAGUUCCCCACCGUUCUCUCGUCGGCCCUUAUUGGCUCGUGCACCAACUCGUCGUACGAGGACAUGUCCCGCGUCGCCUCGAUCGCCGAGCAGGCCAAGGCUGCUGGUCUUACCUCCAAGGUCCCCUUCCUCGUUACUCCUGGUUCGGAGAUGAUCCGCGCUACUGUCGAGCGCGACGGUCUCCAGGGCAAGCUCGAGGACGUGGGUGCCACCGUUCUCGCCAACGCCUGUGGCCCCUGCAUUGGUCAGUGGAAGCGUGACGAGCACCAGGGUGAGGACAACGCCAUCCUCACCUCGUUCAACCGCAACUUCAAGGCUCGUAACGACGGUAACCUCAAGACCAUGAACUUCCUUGCUUCCCCCGAGAUUGUUACCGCCAUGGCCUUUGCCGGUGACCUCAACUUCAACCCCGCUACCGACUCGAUCGAGACUCCCAACGGUCCCUUCAAGUUCCAGGCUCCCUCGGGUGACCGUCUCCCUCCCUCGGGCUACACGGGUGGUGACCUUUCAUUCUCGCCCUCGCCCUCGCCUGCUCCUGUGCCCGAGACUGAGAUUGCCAUCUCGCCCAGCUCGACCCGUCUCGAGAUCCUCGAGCCCUUCGGCACCGACUUUGCCAACGGCCCCGCCGAGCUCCCCGAGCUGACCUGCCUGCUCCGUGUCCGCGGCAAGUGCACCACCGACCACAUUUCGGCUGCUGGCGCUUGGCUCAAGUACAAGGGUCACCUUUCGAACAUUUCGGAGAACACCCUCAUGACCGCCGUCAACGACGAGGGCGGCCAGAUCAACGUCGCUCGUGACGCCUCGGGCGAGGACACCAUCCCCCACGUCAUGCAGAAGUACAAGGCCCGCAGCGAGCCUUGGAUGCUCGUUGUCGACGACAACUACGGUGAGGGCUCUGCCCGUGAGCACGCCGCUCUCCAGCCCCGCCACUACGGCUGUGGCCUCAUUGUUGCCCGCUCGUUUGCCCGUAUCCACGAGACCAACCUCAAGAAGCAGGGUAUCCUCCCCGUGUGGUUUGCCGACAAGGCCGACUACGCCAAGAUUUCGGCUGGCGACAAGGUCCAGACUGAGGGCCUCAAGGAGCUCCUGGCCGCUGGCGAGGGCCAGAUCCGUCUCAAGGUCACCAAGCCCUCGGGCGAGGUUGCCUUCAUCGAGACCACCCACACCAUGUCCGCCGACCAGCUCAACUGGCUGCGUGCUGGUUCGGCCCUCAACUACAUUGGCGAGCAGGCCCGUGCUUCCGGCGCUGUUUAA
This is a messenger RNA of Apiotrichum porosum, 2367 nucleotides long. It is a transcript of the gene ACO2, whose product is annotated as aconitate hydratase. Gene Ontology annotation, biological process: tricarboxylic acid cycle. Gene Ontology annotation, molecular function: 4 iron, 4 sulfur cluster binding; aconitate hydratase activity. Gene Ontology annotation, cellular component: cytosol; mitochondrion. The transcript has 2 exons. The record is from RefSeq and is a predicted model, not a curated record. The coding region runs from base 1 to 2367 and encodes 788 amino acids. Lineage: Eukaryota; Fungi; Basidiomycota; Tremellomycetes; Trichosporonales; Trichosporonaceae.